Brassicogethes aeneus is the source of this 2106-nucleotide messenger RNA. The record is from the annotation of a GenBank genome assembly. Lineage: Eukaryota; Metazoa; Arthropoda; Insecta; Coleoptera; Nitidulidae.
GUUGCACAUGCUCCUCCCAAAAAAUACUCGACUACGUCCCCACCACAACGUCUUAAGUAAGUAGUAGACCUAUGUAUAAAAGCACUGUGCUAUAAUGACACACCAAUAGAUACUGUGCACCUUAAGAAACAAUCCUACGAUCUUUUUGGUGCAUAAAAAUGUUUGUGUACGGUGCCUCGGUGCUCAUAAACGUUCUGCUCGAGCAGAUUUCUACCAAAGUUCUUGCAGUGUUUUUGGCGGUAUUAAUUAUUGUUCGCGUUCUACAAGUGUUAAGGGAAGCUUUUUUCUUGCCUCCAGGACCUUGGGGAUUGCCAAUUUUGGGAUCUUUACUCUCUCUGAAAGGUGAUUUACAUUUACACUUCAGAGACUUAACCUAUAAAUAUGGCUCGUUGAUAUCCACCAGACUGGGUACACAGCUGAUUGUUGUCCUAAGUGAUUAUAAAAUGAUUAGAGAUGCUUUUCGCAAAGAAGAAUUUACCGGGAGACCAACAACAGAGUUUACGAACAUCCUCGGAGGUUACGGUGUAAUAAAUACAGCAGGUAAACUCUGGAAGGAUCAACGACGAUUCCUCCACGACGGUCUGCGUCAUUUUGGAAUGUCCUAUUUGGGAUCUCGAAAGGCUCAAAUGGAAAAUAGGAUUAUGAAAGAAGUUGAAGAAUUUUUGUGUGUUUUAAAAGCACGUAAAGAUCGCCCCAUUGAUUUAAAUCCAGUUUUGGCAGUCUCCAUUUCAAAUGUUAUUUGCGAUGUCUUAAUGUCUGUUAGAUUUUCUCACAACGAUAAAAGAUUCAUCAGGUUUAUGGAUUUAAUUGAUGAAGGUUUUAAAUUAUUUGGAAGCCUACAAGCUGCUUUGUUUAUUCCUUUUUUAAAAUACUUACCAGGACACAAUUCCACUAGAGAAAAAAUUUCAAAGAAUCGUGCUGAAAUGGGGGAAUUUUUACAAGAAACCAUUGACGAACAUCGUAAAACUUUUGAUCCUAGCCAUCUUAGAGAUUUACUUGAUACUUAUCUAUAUGAAAUACAAAAAGCCAAUGAAGAAGGAACAGGGCAUCAUUUGUUUGAAGGAAAAGACCAUGAUCGUCAAAUGCAACAGAUUAUGGGCGAUAUGUUUUCCGCCGGUAUGGAAACGAUAAAAAGUUCACUUCAAUGGGCCGUUCUUUUUAUGCUUCAUAAUCCAGAAGUUAUGAAAUCAAUUCAAGAAGAAAUGGAUCAAGUAAUAGGUCGUCAAAGACUGCCAAAACUUGAAGACCUAGCUUACCUACCAGUUACUGAAUCUACAAUCCUAGAAGUAUUGAGAAUUUCCAGUAUUGUACCUAUGGGGACUACACACUCACCAACAAGAGAUGUUAAGUUAAACGGCUUUCACUUGCCUCAACAUGCUCAGGUGGUUCCUCUACUGCAUGCUGUUCAUAUGGAUCCGACAUUAUGGGAUGAACCUGAUAAAUUUAAUCCUUCAAGGUUUAUCAAUGCUGAGGGAAAAGUUCAGAAACCAGAAUACUUUCUUCCAUUUGGAGUGGGCCGACGAAUGUGCUUAGGCGAAAUUUUAGCCAGAAUGGAAUUGUUUCUGUUUUUCUCUUCACUUUUGCAUUCUUUUAACAUAAGCGUACCUGAAGGAGAAACAUUACCAAGUCUUAAGGGUAUUGCUGGUGUGACCAUUACUCCAAACGCUUUCAAAGUAAGUUUAAAGCCCAGACCUAUGGAGUGGGAAAAUGCAGCCACUACAAUAAGGCCUGCUGGAAGUCACUAAGUUUUGUUUUUUUCCAAGAGCACGGUUAAAAAGUGUUCCUAACUCCUAACGCCGAUAACAGUACUUAUUUUCACGAACAAGAUCUCUAACUGGAACGGCUGUGUGCAAGUGUUCAUUUAUUUCUUAGUAUUAAUACAAUUAGCAAGUAAGAUUUUAUGCUAGUCAUACAUUUUCAUUGAAUGUAACUCCAAAUGGUUCAUAGUUACUUAUUCUUUUUACCAUUUUGACAUAUUUGAUUUUUUUACCGUUUUUAUAUAAUAUAUGUUUAUUUUUUAUUUUAUUAUAGAGUAAUUUGGAGUUACUCAUCAUUAAUUUUUUGUCGUUACCUAUUUUUGUAUAAACCUGUGAAUGUUAAAGAUAG